AAUUAAUCUAGUGACAAUUAAAAUGUGUUGACUCCAGUUAAAUGGAAAUAAAGAUAAAAUAAAAUCAUAUAUAAGACCAAGUUAUUGCCACUGGUGAUAAAAAAUAUCAAACAUCAUGAAGUGUCUAAUUAUUGUUACGGUGUUCUGCAUUUUGGCUGUGGUCGACGCAGGCCCUACCCCUACCAGCGAACAAAGGGCAGCUGUCAAAAAGGCCCAUGACCAUUGCCAAACCAACGAGGAAACUAGAAUUGACGACGAUGUGUUUGAAAAAGUUAAGAGGGGCGAAAAGGUAGACAACGCAAAACUGUCAAAACAUACUCUAUGUAUGAACGUACAAACGGGGCUUCAAACGCAAAGUGGUGAUAUAAAUGUAGACAAAUUGAGGAAGGCUCUGACUGAAGCUAUAAGCGACCCAAAUCUUGUAAAUACAAUCGUAGAGAAAUGCGGCAAACGCGUAGCAGGUGAAACCGCUGAAGAAUCUGCUGUUACUUUUUUCAAAUGUCUUCAUUCGCAAGGUCCACCACAUGGUCAUGGACACCAUUAAAUAAGUUUUAGCCUAGAAUUAGCGUAAAUAAAAGAUUAUAUAAA
Messenger RNA from Diabrotica virgifera virgifera (western corn rootworm), 588 nucleotides. RefSeq lists its product as uncharacterized. NCBI's taxonomy places the organism in Eukaryota, Metazoa, Arthropoda, Insecta, Coleoptera, Chrysomelidae. The transcript has 2 exons. Gene Ontology annotation, molecular function: odorant binding. Bases 116 to 544 code for a protein of 142 amino acids. The record is from RefSeq and is a predicted model, not a curated record. Gene Ontology annotation, biological process: sensory perception of smell.